Messenger RNA from Onychostoma macrolepis, 2155 nucleotides. It is a transcript of the gene arg2, whose product is annotated as arginase 2. Gene Ontology annotation, molecular function: arginase activity; manganese ion binding. The record is from RefSeq and is a predicted model, not a curated record. Gene Ontology annotation, cellular component: mitochondrion; cytoplasm. The transcript is spliced from 8 exons. Lineage: Eukaryota; Metazoa; Chordata; Actinopteri; Cypriniformes; Cyprinidae. Bases 307 to 1350 code for a protein of 347 amino acids.
GAAAAACGUGGUUCACGCCGCACUGAGCAGACGAAGCUGCCUUAAACAAUUGGAUGCUGGAAGAUUGUUAGAUUUUGGGGGACGGUCUUAAGAUUUCACCCAAAGCGCUACCUUCCGCUAUUCACCAACUCAUGAAUAUGAAUUGAGUGGCAGAUUUAAAGAAAAACGUCGUGGCAGUUCUUUGAGAUUCAACAGCCAGUCUUGAGCCAGAAGAGUAAAAGCCACAUCGAGCGACAGACUAUUCGUUCGAGACAACCUUCCGCUGCGUUUUUGUAUUUUAUUUCAGAACUCUCCGGUUGAGUCAACAUGGCUUUGAGAGGACCACUGUCGAGAUUAUUGAGAUCCUCGUUGAGUUCCUGCCAGCCGAGCCGAUCGCAAUCUGUUGCUAUUUUGGGAGCUCCGUUUUCCAAAGGACAGAAAAGGAGAGGGGUGGAGCAUGGACCCAAAGCCAUCCGGGAUGCGGGUUUGGUGGAAAAACUUUCAAAUCUGGACUACGCUGUGCAUGAUUUUGGAGACCUGACCUUCAAGCACCUGGAAAAAGAUGAGCACUUCAUGCACGUGCCGUUCCCACGCACAGUUGGACGUGCCAAUCAGCUGCUGUCAGGAGCUGUGAGCGGUGCGGUGGGGGCGGGACACACCUGCAUCAUGCUGGGGGGAGACCAUAGCUUGGCAAUUGGUUCAGUAGAAGGACACGCUCAGCAGUGCCCUGACCUGUGUCUGAUAUGGGUGGACGCUCACGCAGAUAUCAACACCCCUUUGACAUCACCUUCUGGAAACCUCCACGGCCAGUCUGUAGCAUUCUUACUUAAGGAUCUGCAGAACAAGAUGCCAGAAGUUCCUGGAUUUUCCUGGAUGAAGCCUUUCCUGUCUGCCAGAGAUCUGGUCUACAUCGGCCUCAGAGAUGUGGAUCCUGGCGAGCAUAUAAUCCUGAAGACCCUGGGAAUCCAAUAUUUCUCCAUGCGGGAUAUUGACAGAAUGGGCAUUCAGAGGGUAAUGGAGGUCACUUUGGAUCACCUCUUGGCAAGGAAACAAAGACCAAUCCAUCUCAGCUUUGACAUCGACGCAUUUGACCCGUCCCUGGCUCCUGCCACUGGAACUCCCGUUAAUGGAGGAUUGACCUAUAGAGAGGGCAUCUAUGUAACAGAGGAGAUCCAUAACACAGGUUUACUCUCUGUGAUGGAUGUGGUUGAAGUGAACCCCACACUAGGAGCGACACCUGAAGCUGUGGAGGCCACAACUAGCCUAGCCGUUGAUGUCAUCGCAUCUGCUCUCGGUCAGACACGUGAAGGUGCACACGUCGCCUUCCCAAAGAUUCCAGAACCAAAAGAGGACACCGAGCUGCGGCUUUAGAGCACAAGAUAUUCAUCGAGGACUUUGACAAACCAACCACUUUGCAUUCCAAAGUCUAAAAGAACGACGCUGAAGGGUUUGCAGAGACUGAGUACCAGACUAAAGAUUUAAUUUGAAGGUUACUGUAGUCUUGGUCAAGAAAUUGUCACCUCACUGGUGAAGUGCUGCUAUAGGCACACGAGUGAGAUUUAUUUUAUUAUGCCUACCACUAAUUUUGCUUUGGCUAAAAAAGAGCUGGGAUCUGGAUUCUCUAUGUUUGAGGACUAAUCUAGCAGAAACAUUAAUAUUUUUAACUUUUGUCAGCUGUUAUGGGAUUAGUGGGUAACCCUGAUCAUGCUCUGGGACUUACUGCAAGAAAAAGUGAUCUAAAAGCAAAUGUGCGUAACAUAUUUUUGCAAGUUGAGGUGACUCUUUACUGUGGUGGACUGAUUGAUUUAUCCUAUAAUUUGAAACAUGUUUGCACUUUUGGACCAGAACUGGUUUUUAUUUAUGUAUGUUUUUGUUUGUUUGUUUUUGUAUAGUAGGACCGCUUUUAAUGGCUAAUUUAAUCCUACAGUUUUGGUUAGGUUUAAACUGAGUGAUCUUUUUUAAAUAACGCAUUUGAAGUAAGUUAUUUUAGUAAUUUUCAUAUCUAUUUAAAUAAACCUCUGAAAAAAAUCAUGUAUGAAUGCAUUUUGUACACCCUUUCAGAUCUGAAUUUACCACCAGUACCAGUCUCCUUAGGGAAGGGUAGUUUGAUUUGUCACACUUUUCUGUUUCAGUAAAAAUGUUUUGUUGCAAUAAACAAAUGUACUGGAGACAGACA